Messenger RNA from Mycena citricolor, 861 nucleotides. The record is from the annotation of a GenBank genome assembly. NCBI's taxonomy places the organism in Eukaryota, Fungi, Basidiomycota, Agaricomycetes, Agaricales, Mycenaceae.
CCAACUCCUCCUCCCUUCACUGAUGAGCGGGUCGAAUUCGAAGUCCGACGCCUGGACUAUAAAGUUGACACCGAGUCCAACAUAAGUGAAUGGGUGGAGUCCACUGACUCCAUCAAGAUCCGUGUUGUUGAGACUGCUGCUGCUGCCGGCAAGACAAAGGAAAUGUUCAUGAUUGAGAUGGAUGGCAAGCACUACGCUGGAAAGUCUUUCUUCACUCUCAACUCCGAGAGUGUGACCGAGCCCUCCCAUGAAGAAAACCUGAGAUAUCUGAAAGCUGAAGUCGCUGUUCAACAUAUGACCUCACAAACGGUUGCCAGAUUCAAUACAGCAGCAACCGAUAGUUGUGUUGCCAUCGCUCCGGUCAAGGUCGCGAUUCCAUUCAUUCUCAUGGUCACAGAAGGCCCUGAAGCUGAGCGCGCGUGGCUCUGCGACCCUCUUCUCAGCAAGACACAGACGAUCAAGUACUCGGGCAUGGACACCGCUGGACAUCAUCAAGAGAUCUAUGGAUCAACAUGUGAUGCCAUUGCCCACUUCUCGCUGGCUGACUCGUCGGAAUACAUGGUACUUGUAGACAUUCAAGGCACGACUCGAUAUCAAUGUCUUAGUCGCUGACAUUCAUUCCUGAUGGUGAACAGGGAUCAAGGAGCCGCAUCAAGUAAAUGGCACUCGUGGAUUAGACAUCCUUGUUCUCUUCGACACCAUGGCCCACACUACUUGGGAGAAUGAUGCCCUUGGAAACAAGGGUGUAGAUGGUAUCAAGUCGUUCAAACGGGGACAUAUCUGCAACCGGAUCUGCCGCAAACUUGGUCUUGAGAAGAUCAAGACUGCAGAAGAAAUCAGCAAUGGUUCAAAGGAUAGGGA